This is a messenger RNA of Vitis vinifera (wine grape), 1668 nucleotides long. Its product is annotated as 28S ribosomal protein S9, mitochondrial-like. The coding region runs from base 283 to 1356 and encodes 357 amino acids. The record is from RefSeq and is a predicted model, not a curated record. Gene Ontology annotation, cellular component: ribosome; cytosolic small ribosomal subunit. The transcript is spliced from 4 exons. NCBI's taxonomy places the organism in Eukaryota, Viridiplantae, Streptophyta, Magnoliopsida, Vitales, Vitaceae. Gene Ontology annotation, molecular function: structural constituent of ribosome; RNA binding. Gene Ontology annotation, biological process: translation.
CUUUCUUAUAUAAGCCUGCAGAUCCCUUAGACACGCGGCCUCGGCAACCACUUUCUCCAUCGCCCCUCUCUCCUCUGCAACUUAUUGGACUCGACAUUUUGGGCAUGGGCUUGGACUUGGGCUUGUCAACCCUUUUAAGUCCAGCCUAGCCCAGUUUGGAUGAACACCAAAGCCAUCUGAGGGAGCCUCCACACUGCAAUCCCAACCAAACUCACCCCGUCGUUCAAAAUCUCAGGCCUUAAACCCUAGCAAACUCAACCAGUUCCCCUCUCUCUCUCAACAAUGCUGGCUCGCUUCGUUUCCAAACCCUCUAAUUUCCGUCUCUUAACUCUACUCUCCACCAAAUCCCAAUCACACCCUCCAAACCCUAAGUUCACCCUCCCAAGAUUCUUCUCCACCAAUCACAACAACAACGACAAUAACACUAAAGAUCGCUCCACAUUCAAUUCCUGGAAAAUUUCUCAGGAAUACGACGGAAAUGGUGAUUCCAUCGUCGGCCAAGAGGCUGGAACGCUUGCCGGACUCACCGACGAGGGCGGUGCGGCUCCGGCUGAGGAUGAGUCGUGGUUGAAGGAUUCUCCGUGGACCUUCGAAGAGGAGAGAGAGAAAGGUAAUGUGUUGGACUUUGGAUGGGAAUUGCAGGAGGAGGUUCGUGCUGUGGGAGGUGAGACUACCAUUGAGGGUGACGGGAGCAAAGAGCUUCUUGAGAAGGAAGAGUCAGCUCUUUCUGCUGUGCUCAAAGGUCCAAAUCGUGCAUUUGGUGACCUUAUUGCAGCAUCUGGAAUCACUGAUGCAAUGCUUGACAGUUUGAUUGCCCUGAAGGACUUGGAAGGGGUUGAGGGAUUGCCCCCGUUAAGUGAGAUCGAAGACAUUCGUUAUGAAAAAAAUACAAGAAAAUCAACCAGGGCUGAGAUAGAGCGCCAGAAGCAGGAGGAAGUUGCAAAAGCUCGAGUUAGACAAGUAGAUGAAAAGGGAAGGGCUUAUGGAACAGGAAGAAGGAAAUGCAGUAUAGCCCGUGUUUGGGUUCAGCCUGGUGAUGGAAAAUUUAUGAUUAAUGACAAGCAAUUUGAUGUUUAUUUUCCAAUGCUUGAUCAUCGUGCUGCUCUUCUUCGACCUUUCUCUGAAACAAAGACAUUGGGUCUUUGGGAUGUCAAUUGUACUGUGAAGGGAGGUGGUCUCUCAGGUCAAGUUGGAGCAAUUCGUUUGGGGAUCAGCAGGGCUUUGCAAAACUGGGAACCAGGAUUACGGCCUCAGCUCAGAGAAGCUGGUUUCUUAACAAGGGAUCCCCGGGUGGUGGAAAGGAAAAAACCUGGAAAAGCAAAAGCAAGAAAGAGCUACCAAUGGGUCAAGCGUUGAUGGGUUUAAGGUUAUUCUUUCUAAGUUACAAGGAUUACUUCAUUUCUUUGGCACCAUAAGUUUUGUUUGAAAUGAUCAGAUAUUCAGAUGGCUUGACUUCUCUUUCCUAUUGUAGCUGUUCCCCCCAAGUUGUUUCACUCAAAAAUAGACUGCCUGGCAGAGCUGUGAAGAUUUAUUUUCAACCAAAAAUAAGUGUCCUUUUAGCUGUUUCCUGCUGGAGCAGACCUCUCUGUAUCUCUCAAAAUGCUUUAAUUUCUUAAGGUUAGUGCUGAUUGAUUAUUAUGCUUUCAAAACUCACAACACUUGCUUUGA